Molecule: messenger RNA, 2467 nt
Organism: Stegostoma tigrinum
Lineage: Eukaryota; Metazoa; Chordata; Chondrichthyes; Orectolobiformes; Stegostomatidae
Gene: naa35
Product: N-alpha-acetyltransferase 35, NatC auxiliary subunit
Exons: 23
Coding region: 94-2271 (725 amino acids)
Biological process (GO): N-terminal peptidyl-methionine acetylation
Cellular component (GO): NatC complex
Source: RefSeq, a predicted model, not a curated record
AGCGCAGCGGCAGCCGAAUGACGAACUUGAAGUAUGGUUUCGGCUACCCAGGUCACGGUGAUGUGCUGAAGGUAGCUUCACUCUCAAGUUAUCAUGGUCACUAAAGCAUCUUUGGACGAAGACGAUAUUGGCUGGGGACUUGGUAUCUCAGAAAAGAUGGAAAAAAUUAAUGCAAACUGGGUUGACAUUACCAAGCAAUUCAAGGAUUGCUGUAAAGAACUUAAAUUGGGUGAACUACUACACGACAAACUCUUUGGUCUAUUUGAAGCCAUGUCUGCAAUUGAGAUGAUGGAUCCAAAGAUGGAUGCAGGAAUGAUUGGAAACCAGGUUAAUCGUAAGGUACUCAACCUGGAGCAGGCGAUCAAGGAUGAAACAAUUACAAUCAAGGGUCUAACCUUGCCUGAACUGAUAGGUAUAAUGGAUACAUGCUUCUGUUGUUUGAUAACAUGGCUAGAAGGGCAUUCUUUGGCCCAGACAGUCUUCACGUGUCUUUAUGUUCAUAAUCCAGACUUAAUUGAGGAUUCUGCUAUGAAAGCUUUUGCUCUGGGCAUCCUAAAGAUCUGUGACAUUGCCAGAGAAAAAGUCAACAAAGCAGCUGUUUUUGAAGAAGAGGAUUUCCAAUCAAUGACUUAUGGCUUCAAAAUGGCCAAUAAUGUUACAGAUCUGAGAGUUACAGGCAUGUUAAAAGAUGUAGAAGAUGAUUUACAAAGAAGAGUGAAGAGCACCAGAAGUCGGCAAGGAGAAGAACGCAAUCCAGAGGUUGAACUUGAACAUCAACAAUGUACAGCAGUUUUCAGUAGGAUAAAAUUUACUCGGUUAUUAUUGACAGCCCUGAUUGCUUUUACAAAGAAAGAGAUGAGUGCAAUAAGUGAAGCCCAGAAGCUUAUGACUCAAGCUUCUGAUCUUCUUCCUGCUGUACAAAACUCCAUCCACCAUGGCAUUCAGGCCCAAAAUGAUACUACAAAAGGAGAUCAUCCUAUAAUGAUGGGAUUUGAACCACUGGUGAAUCAGAGAUUGUUACCGCCAACAUUCCCUCGCUAUGCAAAAAUUAUAAAACGAGAGGAUAUGGUCAACUAUUUUGCUAAACUUAUAGAGCGAAUAAAGAUGGUUUGUGAGGUUGUCAACUUGACAAACUUGCACAAUAUUUUGGACUUCUUCUGUGAAUUUAGUGAACAGUCGCCUUGUGUGCUCUCUAGGUCUUUGUUACAGGCAACUUUCUUGGUUGAUAACAAAAAGGUGUUUGGUAUACAUCUGAUGCAAGAUAUAAUCAAAGAUGCUUUGAGAUAUUUUGUCAGUCCUCCUGUGCUUUCGUCUAAAUGUUGCCUUUACAAUAAUCACCAAGCAAAGGAUUAUAUAGACUCAUUUGUUACUCACUGUGUUCGGCCAUUUUGUAGUUUGAUCCAGAUUCAUGGACACAACAGAGCUCGCCAGAGGGAUAAACUUGGCCACAGCCUAGAAGAAUUUGCUACUCUUCAGGAUGAGGCUGAAAAGGUGGAUGCGGCGCUCCAUAGCAUGUUAGUGAAACAGGAACCACAGAGGCAGCAUCUGGCAUGCUUAGGAACAUGGAUCCUCUACCAUAACCUUCGAAUCAUGAUCCAAUACUUGUUGAGUGGCUUCGAAUUGGAACUCUAUAGCAUGCAUGAAUACUACUAUGUCUACUGGUAUCUAUCAGAAUUCCUGUAUGCUUGGCUGAUAUCAACUCUGAGCCGUGCUGACUCCUCUCAAAUGGCAGAGGAGCGGAUUGUAGAGGAACAACAGAAAGGACGCAGCAGCAAAAAGACAAAAAAGAAAAAGAAAGUUCGACCUCUGAGCAAAGAGAUCACCUUGAGCCAGGCUUAUCAUAAUAUGUGUGCUGGAAUGUAUAAGACUAUGAUAGCCUUUGAUAUGGAUGGAAAAGUGAGAAAGCCAAAAUUUGAAUUGGAUAGUGAACAAGUUCGAUAUGAACACAGAUUUGCCCCAUUCAACAGCGUUCUCACUCCUCCACCAGUGCAUUACCUACAGUUUAAGGAAAUGUCUGACCUCAACAAGUACACUCCCCCUCCUCAAUCUUCCGACCUUUACAUAGCUGCUAGUAAACACUUCCAGCAGGCUAAGAUGAUACUGGAAAACAUCCCAAACCCAGACAAUGAGGUAAAUAGAAUUUUGAAAGUUGCAAAACCUAAUAUUGUGGUGAUGAAGCUGCUUGCAGGAGGCCACAAGAAAGAGUCUAAGGUUCCUCCAGAAUUCGAUUUUUCUCUUCACAAAUACUUUCCAGUCGUCAAGUUAAUUUAAGUUCAGUGGAAAUAAUGGCUGUGGAUGCAGUUUGUAUAUUGAGCUGCGGUUCAAGACUUGAAAGAUUUUGCUCCAGGUGUGAUGAUAAUCCAGAAUGCUAGAAAAGGUCUGUGUAAAAUUCAGGGCCUUUGCGCAUCAACAGCAUGUGCUGCUGUACUGUUAAUUUAAAAAAAUAAAAUUGUUUUGUUGAUAAUAA